Molecule: messenger RNA, 1077 nt
Organism: Colletotrichum karsti
Lineage: Eukaryota; Fungi; Ascomycota; Sordariomycetes; Glomerellales; Glomerellaceae
Exons: 3
Coding region: 1-1077 (358 amino acids)
Source: RefSeq, a predicted model, not a curated record
AUGCAUCUAUCUCGACCGGACGCGGCAUUCCUGCUCGGCCUCCUUUUUGCCGCACCGGCCGCGGUGUCGGCAGCAGCGCUCAACUGCGAACAUAUCCGCGUCGACGGCGUUGACUUCAACCUCAAACCACUCGGAGGCCCUCACAGCGUCGUGACCAGCCAGUGGCACCCUCCCACGUUUACGAACACAUCCUACACGGUCGACAUCUGCCAGCCCUUGAAGCGCAAGAGCGACGUCAAGAAGGAGGAGCAAUGCCCCAAUGGCACGAGAGUCUGUGCGAUCCAGCGCACCGUCCAUCCGGGCAACGACAACGAAAAGGAAAAGGACGAAGUUGAGAAGGUGAUACCCAUUUCCGGCGACCUCCAGGACCGCGGCGGCAAGCCCCUCGACGCCAAGAUCGAGCGCCUCAAGUCCAGCAACUCCAACUCGGACGCGAAGAAGGAGGGCGUCAGACUCAUCCUGAACGGCGGCUCGUACCCGCUGAGCAAGAGCGGUAGGAACCAGCAGGCGAUCAUCGAGUUUAUCUGCGACCGCGAGAAGACGGGCCUCGAGGGCGAGGUCAAGGCCGAGGACGAGUACGACGGCUCGUCAGUCCUUCGCGCGCGUGACGAGAAGGAUGACAAGGACGGCGACAAGGAUGGGGACGACGGGCCCUCGCCUGACGAGAAGCAGAUCGUGAAGCCCGAUACCCCGCCCGCGCUGCUCUGGAACAGCUACGGUCCUUCUGAGAAGGGAGACAUCGAUGUCCUCAGGAUGACCUGGCACACCAAGUACGCCUGCGAGGAUGCGUUUGGCAAGCCCGCGGAUCCUAAGGAUCCUAGUGAUCCUGGAAACGGUGACACCAGCAGCCACUGGGGCUUCUUCACUUGGUUUGUCGUCUUGGCGUUCCUCGGCAUUGCCGCCUACCUUAUCUUCGGCUCCUGGCUUAACUACAACCGUUACGGCGCUCGCGGCUGGGACCUUCUUCCUCACGGCGAUACCAUUAGAGAUAUUCCGUACCUGGUGAAGGACUGGACUCGUAGCGUGCUCACCACGGUGAACGGAAGCGGUAGCCGUGGCGGUUACAGCGCCGUCUAG